Molecule: messenger RNA, 1293 nt
Organism: Ciona intestinalis (vase tunicate)
Lineage: Eukaryota; Metazoa; Chordata; Ascidiacea; Phlebobranchia; Cionidae
Source: RefSeq, a predicted model, not a curated record
GUACAAGUAUAAAAAUGUGAAUUAAACAUUACCGUAUGUUUGUAGCAUAUUAAACAUGUUAUGUUGUAAUUGCUUAUACAUUUUCAGAUAAGUAAUAAAUCGUGUAUUCUUCAUUACCUAAUCAUUAAAGGUAUUUCUGUUAAUCGCAACCACUAUGCAAAGUUCUGAUGACGCAAGAAACUACACGAGGCUCACACACCUUGUGGGUUCAAAUCUACAGAAGAUCACAAAAAAUGUUCAAGAGAUAAAGAACCUUGUUUGUCAACUAAAUGAUCAUGGAAAUUCUGGCGACACUUUGACUAAAAUCAACCAAAGGCAGCAUCAUACUAAGGAGCUCCUGGAAGCAACAGCAAGUCAUUUGUCAGAUGUUAAAAACAUUUCCCCACCCACAUCAGCAAGUGAAAAGAGGCAAAGAAAUACAAUGACAACAAGAUUAACAAAUGACCUCAAAGAUGUUUCAAUGUCAUUUCAAGACGUACAAAGAGAUAUUGCAAAGAUUGAAAGAGAAUCGGUUGCUAGGAUGCGAUCAUUGAGUGAAUCUAAUCAAGAAACUCAACCAUUCAUUGGAGCCCAGGGAGGGAUGCAAAUGCAAGAAAUGGCCACACAUGACAUUUCUGUACUUGAAGAACGGGAGAGGGAACUUCAGAAACUGGAGUCCGACAUUGUUGAUGUGAACAUCAUAUUUAAGGAUCUUGCUAAAAUAGUUGAAGAUCAAGGAGAAAUGAUUGAUAGCAUUGAGGCAAAUGUUGAAGCUGCUCAUGAAAGAGUGGAUAAGGGAAAAUCAGAAUUGGGUCAGGCCGUUAAAAACCAAAAAAAGUCGCGGAAAAAGAAAAUCAUUUGUGGAAUUAUUCUUCUUGUUUUGAUAAUAAUCCUUAUUUUAAUCAUUUACUUUUCUAUUCCUAAAUAAUGUUGCAUACCGCCACCGUAUAAAAAAACUGCCUUUCAGCGCCUACCUUUUAUCGGGAGUAUAUGUGUGAAGUGAUGGUGGCAAAUUGCACAUCUUAUGUAAAAAAGUUUCUGUAAAUCAAUCAAUCAGUCUGCUUGCUUAUUUUUUACUUUUGGUACAGUGUUUAGCAUUUAUAUUUCUCCUUUAACACUCCGCUAUCCCAAUAAAAAAGUUGCAAUUGGUAAUAUCUAUUAUAAGUAGCCUACAUGCAAUUCGUGGUGUAAACCCGUAAAACUAAUAUGCAAUUUAAAAGAUAUAAGCUACUUUGUCAUAAAAUAUGUGGUAACUUUUAACCAAAAUGUACCUUCGUCUACUUUGGAGUCAGAUACAAAAUUGUUUAUAUAACU